Molecule: messenger RNA, 1800 nt
Organism: Fraxinus pennsylvanica
Lineage: Eukaryota; Viridiplantae; Streptophyta; Magnoliopsida; Lamiales; Oleaceae
Source: the annotation of a GenBank genome assembly
AUGGCAGCAGUAACUGACACAAAUCCAUCCUCCUCUUCAUCCAUUUUCUCCAUCAAAAACUCCCGCCCUCCAGACGACACCGUUUUUUACUCCAUCUUUCCCGAUUCCUCCGUCACCUCCGCCACUACCGCCAACUCCGCCGCCGCUGUCACCGAAGAACUCCAAUCCCUCCACCUCCAAAUCCUCAACCACCUUACCCCUUACACUGCACGGUACAUAUGGCAACACCAACCCUUCACUCUUUCUCCUUCAUUCAACCUUAUUCCCCACCUCUCCGGCCACCUCCGGUUUGGGGACAAUCUCGAGGAUGAGUGGUUUGUUGUCUUUCUACUGUUUGAAAUUUCUAGAAAUUUCCCCAGUCUCUCAAUUCGUGUCUGGGAUUCAGAUGGCGAUUUUUUGCUCAUUGAGUGCGCUUUUCAUCUGCCCAAAUGGAUGAACCCCGACACCUCCCCUAAUCGUGUAUUUAUUCGCCGCGGUCUCCUGCAUAUUGUUUCUCCCUCUCAUAUUCCUACCACCCCAGAUUUAUUAGACUCCGCUAAAUUCUUGAUUUGUAGUGAUGGUGAUACGAAAGCUCCUCAAGCAAUUCAAUCCCAUUUGAGUAAGAAAAUCAGUGAAUACCCUGAGCGUGCAUAUAAGAAUAUGCAUAGAGCGAGAGUGAUGAUUCCGGUGUCUGUAGCAUGGCUUUUGAAGCAAGAGCCGAGUUUUGUGUCUUUGGCUGUGGAGGGAUUUUAUAACAGGGAUAUUGAUAGUAUGAAGGAUGCUGCAAAAAUGGAGAGAUUUCUGCCGAAGGGGAAAGAGGAAGAGAUGGUUGGGGUAGUUGUCAGCAUGUCGAGGGCAAUGUAUGCACAGUUGGUGCAGCAGAAGUUUCAGGCUCCAAGGAUUUAUCCGAUGCCAGCAUCAAGGAGUGAUGUUGCUCGGUAUAUGGAGGCAGAGCUUGGGAUGAAGAUUGCUUGUGGGUUUGAGAUGAUGUACCAGUUGAGGAAGAGGCAAGGGGAGGAAGGGAAGGGGAGUACUUGGGAGGCAUUUAGAGAGAGCUUGGAGAGGAGCGGGUAUUUUGAGGGGAUGUUGCCAGGGUCAAAGGAGUACAAGAGAUUGAUGGAGAAAGCCGAGCAGUAUUAUCGAAAUAGUUCAUUACAUUCUAGGGCAAGUGAAAUGCUGAGCUCUCCUGCAGGACGUAUAGAUGAGAUUCUUGCACUUCCUCAUUCGUCCAAUGAUUUCAAAGGUCGGGAGCUUCCUCUGUCAGAUGAUGAUUCUUGGCUUUACGGUGGGGAAGAUGAGCUAAAUGCUGCUCUUGAGGAGAGACAAAAGGAGAUGGAACUUUAUGAUUUCAAGCUUAAGAAGAAACAGAAGUCAGAAGAGCAGCUGGAUGGGGAUCCAGCAUCUACCAAAGAUUUGGAGGAUUAUGAUCUUGGAGAUAUAGCAAAAUCCAUGCAAGCAUUUGUUAAAAAAGUUUCGAGUUAUGAAGGAGCUGAGGUUCCGGAAAACAGAAACAUGAAAGAUGUGAAUCUUGAUGUGGAUCAAUUUAUGAAAGACAUGGAAUCAGUAAUGAGGCACCGUGGUUCAGAAGAUAUCGGUAGCGAUCACGAUCUUGAAGAAGAGCCAUUAUCAGACAUGGAUUUUGAUGAGUCUGAUGAUGAGAGUGACACUCGUGACGAUAAUGAAGAGGGAGGGGAGACUUUCAUGCAAUCUUAUUCAGAUGCUCUGAAUGAGGAACUGAAGGCCACCACACUUGAUAAGACUUUUGUCCGUGCAAAUGAACAAUCCGUGAAGAAGGACGAGGUUCGUAUUUUUAAUUUGUAG